Molecule: messenger RNA, 1122 nt
Organism: Ahaetulla prasina
Lineage: Eukaryota; Metazoa; Chordata; Lepidosauria; Squamata; Colubridae
Gene: LRRC51
Product: leucine rich repeat containing 51
Exons: 6
Coding region: 461-1078 (205 amino acids)
Molecular function (GO): protein binding
Source: RefSeq, a predicted model, not a curated record
CCGCCUCCGCAUUCCAAUGUGAGGCGGCGAAGCCGGGCGCCGGGCGAGGAUGGCAAGCUCCGCUCUUUCCUUUCCCAGGUGGGUAAUUUCUUCUCCCAGCCUCACCAGAGAAGGCUGCAAGAAGCACCAUGGAUUAUUCUAAUCCCUGCUCUGUGUCUCCUAUAUUCUCACCCUGCCUCUGCCGCUCCUUGGGCCUCUGCCCCCAUUGCCAAUGUUGCCCGAGGGCGUCUUCUUUCCUGGCGUAGAAUCAGUGCCAGCUGUGGGGUAAGAGCAAGGAUCAGGCCUAGGCAAGAAGGAGGAGCAUUUACCUCCCAAAAUAAUACGGCAAUUUAAGCUGAACAGAUGGCAGGGCAGGGAAAGGAGAGGGAUGAUGGCCAGCUGGAGAAUACCACGAUUCGCAUUCAGAUCUCCUACACAAUAGAACUGCCGUCGUAUGAUUUUUGAGAAAUGAUACACCCCAAUGGAAUUGCAUCAUAAACAAAGCACAGCUGGGAAGACAUGUGUGCACUGGAAUUACACCAAGGCCUCCCUCCAGGCGCCGCCGCUGGACUUCUCCUUCCGAGGCAUCAGCUUCAUGCAAGACCUGCUGACGGAGGAGCCCCGUCCUGGGCUCAGGCCCAUCCGGCGCUUGGAGGGGGGCCGCCUGCUGACCCAGGCCGUUCGGCUAAACAACAACACCCUGAAUGACCUGACAGAUUUCCCAGACAUCAUGGAGAAGCUGCUGGAAUAUCCCCUGGACAUCUACUGGAUUGACCUCUCCUUCAAUGACCUGCCCAGCAUCGACCCGGUGCUGACCACCUACUACAACCUCCGGAAUUUGAACCUUCACGGCAACAGCAUCCAGCAUCUCUCUGAAGUGGACAAGCUGGCUGUGUUGCCUCACCUGCGCAACCUGACCCUGCACGGAAAUCCCAUUGAAGAGGAAAAGGGCUACAGGAGCUACGUCCUGUCCACUUUGCCCCAGCUGAAGUCCUUCGAUUUCAGCGGUGUCACCAAACUGGACCGCAGCACCGCAGCCGUCUGGAGGCGCAUGAACAUCAAGCCGAAGGUGAUCCGGAAGAAACGGGAACGCUACUGAUGGACAACCGCCUUCCUGAGGAAUAAAGCUUUAGAGUAGCUUCA